Dalotia coriaria is the source of this 2972-nucleotide messenger RNA. Its product is annotated as EH domain-containing protein 1-like. Gene Ontology annotation, molecular function: GTP binding; protein binding; calcium ion binding. Gene Ontology annotation, biological process: endocytosis; endosomal transport. Lineage: Eukaryota; Metazoa; Arthropoda; Insecta; Coleoptera; Staphylinidae. The transcript has 2 exons. The coding region runs from base 291 to 1886 and encodes 531 amino acids. The record is from RefSeq and is a predicted model, not a curated record. Gene Ontology annotation, cellular component: cytoplasm; plasma membrane.
CAAUCCACUGCUAGCGGCUAGUGUCUAAAUAUUGUGCGAUACGUGGUCGCGUUGCCAACGAGCGAGUGGUGGAAUACACCCAUCUAACGUUACUAUCGCCGCCGGAGUGGAUCAGUCUGAAAUUGCGUGCGACUGAUAACAGCGGCGUUGAAUUCCACACAGGAAUUUUAACUAAAACAGAAAAAAACUUUAAGUUUACGAGAAUCAAAGAUCCUAACCUAUCUUACACCUGCUAACUUGAUUGGUUUUGUUUUAUUUGAGAAACAAGUGAAUAGCAGCAAAACUCAAAAAUGUUCAGCUGGUUGACACGCGACUCCCAAAAGGAGGAGGUCUACGAGUCGGUCAUCCAGGGUCUAAAGAACAUCUACAAAACAAAACUACUGCCUCUGGAAUUAGCCUACCAGUUCCAUGACUUCCACUCGCCGCAGCUGGAGGACUCAGACUUCGACGCAAAGCCGAUGAUCCUGCUCGUUGGCCAGUAUUCCACUGGCAAGACAACAUUCAUCAGGUAUCUUCUAGAGAAAGAUUUCCCUGGUAUCCGUAUUGGACCUGAACCAACCACGGAUAGAUUCAUCGCAGUGAUGUACGAUGAUAAGGACGGGCAGAUACCCGGCAACGCCCUCGUCGUCGACCCUAAAAAACAAUUCCGCCCGUUGAGUAAAUUCGGCAACGCAUUCCUCAAUCGCCUGCAAUGCUCCAUGGUAAACUCCCCAGUCCUCAAGAACAUCUCCAUUGUAGACACGCCUGGUAUCCUCUCAGGUGAGAAACAACGUGUUGAUCGCGGGUACGACUUCACUGGUGUCCUUCAAUGGUUCGCUGAACGAGUAGACAGAAUAAUUCUUUUGUUUGACGCGCAUAAAUUGGACAUAUCGGAUGAAUUCCGCAGGUCUAUUGAAGCAUUACGGGGACACGAUGAUAAAAUCCGUAUUGUCUUGAACAAAGCUGAUAUGAUUGAUCACCAGCAAUUGAUGCGUGUGUACGGUGCAUUGAUGUGGUCACUGGGUAAAGUCCUCCAAACACCAGAGGUCGCACGUGUCUACAUUGGUAGUUUCUGGGAUGAACCCCUACGAUAUGAUGGUAAUCGUAAAUUGUUCGAGGAUGAGGAACAGGACCUUUUCAGAGAUCUCCAGAGUUUACCACGAAACGCAGCGUUGAGGAAAUUGAAUGAUUUGAUCAAACGCGCGAGGCUGGCCAAAGUCCACGCGUAUAUCAUCGCUGAAUUACGCAAGGACUUCCCGUCGAUGUUCGGUAAGGAAGGCAAGAAGAAGGAACUCAUCAAGAAUUUGGGUACUAUCUAUGAGAAACUGCAGAAGGAGCAUAAGAUAUCCAUCGGGGACUUCCCCGAAAUCAAGGGCAUGCAAGAGGUUUUGGUGAAUAUGGACUUUACAAAGUUCCAGGCGCUGAAACCUAAACUACUGGAUGUGGUUGAUAAAAUGUUGGCGGAUGACAUUGCUGUUUUAAUGGCGAAAAUCCCACUGGAGGAUACCAAUACAACGAGUCAUGAGUUAAUCAAGGGCGGGGCUUUUGACAGUGUUGAAGACACCAAUACUCCAUUUGGAUACAAGCGAGGAGAGGGGAUAGACGCUGGAUUCGGCGAACCUGAUUGGAUCGUGUAUAAAAUGAAGCCUAAAUAUGACAUACUCUUCGAAGAAUUGAAUCCGAGCGAUGGAAAAAUUAGCGGUGCAGCUGCCAAGGCUGAAAUGGUGAAGUCGAAACUGCCGAACUCAAUGCUCAGCAAAAUCUGGAAGCUCUCCGACGUGGAUAGGGAUGGUAUGCUGGACGCUGACGAGUUUGCGCUUGCCAUGCACUUGAUCAACGUAAAACUGGACGGAAAUGAUUUACCAUCGGAUCUACCCGAGCAUUUAAUUCCACCCUCGAAACGCUAAACAAAACUAAUACAAAAACACAAGACGUACGUCUAACUACCGGCUGGCUGUCAAUUGAAAAUUGACAGAUGACAGCAUCAACGUAUGACACUUUAAGUUAGACCACACACAAUACAUUCAUUUGUUCCACACGCACACAAUUCAAGACAUACUCACGCAGUUUUUAUUUAUUGCCGCUGAAUGAUUAGGUUAUUAUUGGUUAUGUCAUGAUGUUCGAACCUAAUUGGCGCUAAUUGCACAGUCGUAAGGUCCGCCACACGUGAUACGCUCGUACUGUAAAUGUAAAUAGGCAUCGUCACUCGUCGUCAAUGGGAUAACGAGCGGAAUUUCGCGUUUUUCGAACUUCCGCGCGGUCAUUUCGCAUGAUGGGCAAUCAGGGCCGGGCUUAAAACGAACGCACGUCAAGGCCUACCACCCACACUGGAUUUAACUACAUAGUCACAUACCAUACACCUUUUACAAUUCAUGCACACAAACACAACUUGAAAAGUCAUCGAAAUUUGAAUGUGGUUGAUUUAUUCGAUGCAACUUGCUAAGCAUGAUAAGAUGUUUAUAUUUUUAUAAAGACAUAGCGCGCGGAGUCCAAUGAUACGUGUAAUUUUAUACGAUGUUAUUCUUGUUAUAAUGAUGAGGUGCAAAUACUGUGUCGACGUAGGCUUAGGAUAAGAAAUUAUUAGCAAAUUAUUCAAUGAGAUUGGAAAGAUGUAUGUUUAUAAUUAUAUAAAUUACCGUAUCGCUGUCUGGAUUAUUUAUGAGAAAGUGUAUUAAAUAAUUUGAUGAUUCGUAACACUGUUGUAAAAUUAUUCGUGGUUAUGGGUGACAGAAAUGGUGUAUAUUGGGUUGCCUGCAAUCAAGGCGCACACGACUGUCAAAAUAAUACUAAAAAUAAUAAAAUACUUACGUAAUACUAAACAAAAUCGACAAUAACAUAAACUCUAAGCGUAACUAUGCUACAAUUUACAAAUCUACACUACACCGAAUAAAUUUACUCAUUCAAUCAAUGAACUGAAAUGUGUUUGUUUGAUAUGUGUAUAGUGGGUUGCCUAUCUUGUAGGCGCUAUGUAAUAAAGUUCCGAUGACAAUCCA